This is a messenger RNA of Arabidopsis lyrata subsp. lyrata, 2627 nucleotides long. Its product is annotated as UPF0503 protein At3g09070, chloroplastic. The transcript is spliced from 2 exons. Lineage: Eukaryota; Viridiplantae; Streptophyta; Magnoliopsida; Brassicales; Brassicaceae. Gene Ontology annotation, cellular component: plasma membrane. The record is from RefSeq and is a predicted model, not a curated record. Bases 197 to 1975 code for a protein of 592 amino acids.
UUGUUUGGAUUUUAUAUAAUAAUAUUUUUUUGUUUUUUCUAUUCAUCUCCUUUCUCUUUCAAUGUCCGUUGGUAACAGACGAAAGUUUCAGACAUAACAACUCUUCCAAUCUCUCUCUAAAGCAAUUAAGCAGACAAGACACUGAUGAUAUGAGCCAAAGAGAAACGAGCCGUGGUCUCACUCAUCGUUUCCUCUUAUGAAUCUCUCCGCCGACCAAGCACCCAUCGCCGCCGCCGACGAACUAGCUCCGCCGUCUCAACCGCAUCGCUUAUCAACAUCAUGUGAUCUCCACCCAGAUGAGCGUUUCUCCGGUUUCUGUCCUUCUUGUCUCUGCGACCGCCUCUCCGUCUUAGAUCACAACGCCGUUCCGCCACCGUCGUCUUCUUCCCGGAAACCUCCCACUAUCUCGGCUGCUACGUUAAAAGCUCUCUUUAAACCCUCCACUAGUGGUAACAACAACAACAACAACAACUCCAAUGUAAACGGUCGGGUCAGACCCGGUUUCUUCCCGGAGCUCCGACGUACGAAGUCGUUUUCUGCAAAGAACAACGAAGGAUUCUCCGGUGGGUUUGAGCCGCAGCGUCGGUCUUGUGACGUCAGGCUUCGUGACGACCAUAGAAACCCUCCCUCCAAAGAAACUGCCACCGUCGUCGUCUCCGGCGGUAAAAUCGAGGACGAGCCGAGAAAGUCUAGCGUGAGUGAGAUAGUUUUAGAGGUGACUGAAGAAGCUGAAAUUGAGGAGGAAGUAGAAAACGGUGGCCACUCUGAGAUCUUAAAUGAUACCGGCGAAAUCGUUGAAGAAAAAAGCGGCGAAAUUGUUGAGGAAGAAGAGGAAUUGAAGCCAAUGAAGGAUUACAUGGAUCUCUACUCACAAACAAAGAAACCGUCGGUGAAAGAUUUCGCCGGGAGUUUCUUUUCGGCGGCCUCUGUUUUCAGCAAGAAACUUCAGAAAUGGAGGCAGAAGCAGAAAAUCAAGAAGCCGAGAAGCGGUGUCGGCGGCGGCGGAGGACGGCCACAGUCCGAAAUCGGAGUAGGCCGGAGAUCCAGCGACACCGACCCGAGAUUCUCUCUUGACGCCGGGAGAUUCUCCGUCGAUAUAGGCCGGAUUUCUCUGGACGAUUCUCGUUACUCGUUGGACGAGCCAAGAGCGUCGUGGGAUGGACACUUAAUCAGCAGGACAACGGCGGCUAGGGUUCCUCCGCCGCCAUCGAUGUUAUCAGUCGUGAAAAACGCGCCAAUUCAUCGAUCAGACAUGCAGAUUCCAGUGCAAGAACCGUCGUCUCCGUCAAUUAAUCCGGUUAACAAUGAAUCCGACCCGAUUAUCAUUAUCCCAGGCGGAUCUAAUCAAACUCGAGACUAUUACACUGGACCUCCGUCGUCACGGAGACGGAAGAGCCUCGACAGAUCCAAUUCAAUUAGGAAAAUUGCGACGGAGCUAGACGAUGUCAAAUCGGUAUCAAAUUCGAAGGUUUCUCCGGCGACAACAACAAUAGAUUCAAAUUUCAUGGAAACAGCGGAGAGCAAAGGGAAUCAAAACGGAGAUAAGAAAUCGAGACGGUGGGGGAAAUGGAGCAUUUUAGGGUUUAUAUACAGGAAAGGUAAGGACGAUGAAGAAGAAGAAGAUAGGUAUAGCAGAUCCAACAGCGCCGGAAUGGUUGAGAGGUCUUUAUCGGAAUCGUGGCCGGAGCUGAGGAACGGAGAAGGAGGAGGACCGAAGAUGAGGAGGAGUAACAGCAAUGUGAGCUGGCGAAGCUCCGGUGGAGGAUCGACGAGGAAUAAGAGUUCGAGGUAUUCGUCUAAAGAUGGAGAGAACGGAAUGUUGAGGUUUUAUUUGACUCCGAUGAGGAGUAGCUGGAGGAGCGGCGGGGGUAGUGGUGGUGGCGGCGGAGGCGGUGGUGGUGGGUGGGAGAAGACGGCGGCUAAGGCAAAUAGUCACGGCCACUCUAUAGCAAGGAGAGUUAUGAGGGUGUAUUGACGAAAUUGUCCCUCUUCAUUUUAAUUAUUGGGAGCAAUGGGAGGUUUUGGUUUUGGGUUAAUUUUGGUUUGUCUAAUUAUCUUUGUGAAUAAUUGGUUAUCUACUUAACCAGAGUUAAUCAGACCAAAAUAGAACCGGGUCGUUUUCAACGUUAUAUAACAACAAAACCUAAACUCUCGGAAUUGUGAGUUAUGCUCCUACUCCGCCGCCGUCCAUGCUUCCACCACAUCCUCCGAUUUAUGAUUGGUUGUGUUCGUCGAGCUGAUUCGAUUGCAAGAAUGCAAGUAAGAAGACGAGACAGAUUGAGAAAGGCAAGGAUAUUGUAAAAAACUGGAAAUUUCAGUGAUGCUUUGAAAGUGUUUGACGAAAUGUCUGAGAGAGAAGAGAGAUACCGAGAAGGCAAUAAAUAGCAACUGAAUUAGUCAAGGCUGGGUUGUGACUAAAGGUUCUUUGAAAGCUUGCAUUCGAGUCUCGGAGCGUUUGAUCACGGAUUCAUCACUAACCAAACAAAUCAAGGUCGGCGACUGGAACGAGAAAAUCUACUAUUCUAGUUUCACUACGGAAUCUCAAUAUAAAUGCUUUGUAUGUGUGUUUGAUACCAACCCUUGAACUCUGCAACCACAAUACAAUAAAGAUAGUCGAUUAAGUAGUA